CGACGAUGCAGGUACAAGAAACAGUUGAUAAAUGACAUUUCUGUUUAUUGUUUAUUUUUUAAAAUUUAAAAAGCUACAAAUUUAGCUACUAGGUAAACAACUUGGAAAUUUACCGCCUUUAGAAAACAUAGAAUUGCAAAAUGCUUUCAUCAAUGGUAAAGGAACAUCACACCAAGCAAAGUGUCAAGAAACAAAUUCAAGAAACCAAACGAAAGGAGGCAUGUGCUGCAGCUAGUGAUUUAACUCAGGCUCUUGUAGACCAUUUGAAUGUUGGGGUGGCUCAAGCCUAUUUAAAUCAAAAAAAGCUUGAUGCAGAAGCAAAGCAAUUACACACUAGUGCCUUAGCAUUUUCAAAGCAAACUCAACACUGGUUGAGUUUAGUAGAAUCAUUCAGUGGUGCACUCAAAGAACUAGGAGAUGUGGAAAAUUGGGCCAAAACAAUUGAAGGUGAUGUAAGGACUAUUACUACAGCAUUAGAAAUUGUUUAUAAAAGUUCGCAGGAUCAGAGCAGUAGUAGUCAGUAACAGUGUUUUAAGGUUCUGUCAAUUUUUUUUUUUGGGAAUGAAGUUGUUAGGUUACAGAUCACUUUAAAUUUUUGGAGCUUUUUUUUGUCCACAUCACUUCAAAAAAUUAAACUCCGUUUCUGGCUUAUCGGACGUUAGAUUAUUAGACUGAAACAUCGGCAUUGAUUUAAUAAUUAAAUAACCGUCCAAUAAGCCAGAAACUGUUUUUCAAUAUUUUUGUUAACUCAUCUCAUUUGCUUUAAAAAAACUUGUUCUGGACUAAGGUCUGGACGAAUUUCUAAUACUACAAGAAACGUUUCAAAAUAAACUGCUCCACAGGAGGUGAGGAUAUGGAUGCUUUCCUUGUAAAAAAAUCAAGGAACCUCUUUUUUUAUGUAGAUAUAAACUUUAGUAAAAUGAAUAAACAAAUAUCCCUAACUCUUGUGGUUAAACAUGAUAUCACCUGAAACGUUUAAACUUGUUGGGGAAGAUAAUUUAGGGUAAUUUAUCUGGAGAGUAUAUAAUACAUUAGGUAAAUUUAAAAACAAACGUAUAAACACUUUUUUGAAUAAAGAAUAGUUGGAUAUAUUUUUAAAAAAUAAAUACACGUGUCCUAAUGACAACUUUAAUGUGAUUUUUGUUUAGAAAAAUCUGGACCUAAUUUAUAAUUUAAUUUUGAAAUUUACUGGUUGAUUUACAAUAUUGAUUGCUUUAUUUAUUUAUUUAUUUAUUUACCUUUCAAUGGGUUGGGAACCCAUCCAAUAUUCACCGCUCAUGUAAGUAAUGUAUAUUGCUUUUUUUGCAUAGGAUUCACAAGAACAAUGCAUUUGAUUAUGAUAAUAUUUUUAUUCAGAAUUCUUCACAUAUUACAAUGAUAUUUUUUAUUUCUUGUACAAGAAGAAGUUGAAAAUUUCACGAGACAGCACAUCUCGGUUCUCCAGUGUCACCUAGAACAACAAUAACAAUAAUUGAAAAAAAAAUUAUCCAAUUCAAAGUAAAAUUUUUAAGGUUGUAAAAAGAACUGUCUUGGUAUUAUAAUGGAGAUAAUAGAAGGCUCAAAAGUACUGUCUCUAUAAAUGUAAAAGUUCUGUUAUUCUGGUGGUUAGUGUAAGAUUUUGGCAAAUUUCUGUUUUUUUUCCAUCUUGAAAACAAAAAGUACAAAAAAAAGUCUUGACACAUUAUCAAAUUUAUAGAAAAUCAGUUUUUGCUAUGCUCCUUUUAUCGAAGCUAAGUUUAGGGAAACAUUUGGUUUUCAAUUCCAAGCUCAAGGACAGCAUUUUUUUUACACCUGAGGUCAGUUCUCACAAUAUUCUCUGACUGUUUGCAACCUAUCAGAAACAAUCGCUCAGCUAAGUUACCGACUUACCUUAGAAUGAUGGCAUUGAAAACAUGUUUGGGCUCUGGCAGUUUGCAAACUGUCAGAGACUCCUGUGAGAGCAGACCUUUGGACUUUCACGAAACGAAAAUUUUACUCACAUUUAUAACUUUGGUAUUAUUGUUCCUUUUCAGUUUUUCUACCAUUUCUGGUCCUUGAUUAGGAACAAUAGCCAAAACUUGAACAUUUUGUCUGUUAAACAACAAUGGUAUGGCUUCUUCAAAUUUUCUGCUGCAUAACUGCAUUCUUCCGAUUUCAA
Molecule: messenger RNA, 2137 nt
Organism: Ceutorhynchus assimilis (cabbage seed weevil)
Lineage: Eukaryota; Metazoa; Arthropoda; Insecta; Coleoptera; Curculionidae
Source: the annotation of a GenBank genome assembly